AUGGUUGCGAGUGCGGAAGGUAGGGUGUUUGCUAUUUAUAACAAUCUACCUAACUCACUGAACAAAAUACUCAUCAAGAAUAAAAAUCAAUCUUUUGAAAAUCAUCUCUCAAACUUGUCACCUAAAAAUGGCAAUCUCUGGUCAACUACCAAAAUUCUUCUAAAAUACAAACUUCCGCUCGUUCCCAUAAUAAAUCCUCAUGGUGAACUUGCAACUACCGAUGGCGAAAAAGCUGAGCUGUUUAAAGAACAUCUAACUGAAACCUUCAUGCCUCACUCGGAUAUACAAAUACCUUCUCAUACUGACAUAGUAAAUCGCUCACUCGUUUCCCCCCUUUCUACUUUUCCCGCAGUUAAGCAUUUCACUCCUGGUGAAGUCAAAUUUACAAUUCAAAAAUACAGUCUCAAAAAAUCUCCGGGGUUCGAUCUGAUUACUGCAGAAGUGGCCAGAUCCCUCCCCAAAAGAGCCAUUGUACUUCUCACAGUUAUAUAUAAUGCGUGUCUAAGGUUAUCUUAUUUUCCUAUGCUUUGGAAAUUUUCUGUAACGAUUCUAGUUCCAAAGCCUAACAAGCUUCCCGACUUGUCCUCCUCCUACCGACCUAUAAGUCUCCUUCCCUACUUCAGCAAAAUUCUCGAAAGAUUAAUUCUUAAAAGAAUUCUUCCAUGCAUCUCUUCCAGUUCCAUAUUACCUAAUACACAAUUUGGUUUUCGUACCGCUUAUUCCUCAAUACAUCAGCUGCACAGACUAGUCGAUGCUAUUUCCUUCUCCCAUGAAAAAAAAAGUUAUUGCUCCUGCGUUUUCUUAGACAUUUCCCAAGCAUUCGACCAAGCAUGAAGGUCUGCUAUAUAAAAUUAAACUCAUAGUUCAUCCUUCCUUUUACUUACUAAUCAAAUCUUACCUCGCGGAUCGAUAUUUUCAGGUCAGAGUUGGCACAUCCCUUUCUGGUUUAGCAAAGAUUAACGCAGGCAUUCCUCAGGGGGGCAUUCUUUCUCCUCUAUUAUAUAACAUCUACGCUGCCGAUCAACCCACCUCUCCGAAUACAGCUGUUGCGGAGUUUGCCGAUGACAAGGCCAUUAUUUCUAUCCAUGAUAAUCCUCACACAGCUUCCCACAAUCUUCAACUCCACCUUGACCUCAUGGCUGAUUGGUAUAAAAAAUGGCGUAUCAAAGUUAAUCAAUCCAAAUCACUCCAUACAACAUUUACUCUUCGUCGUACUCCCUGUCCUAUGGUAUCUCAAAUCCCUUCCUCUCAAACGGCCAAAUACUUAGGUCUGACAAUUGAUCGUCGUCUCACUUGGUCACAUCACAUAAAAACUAAAAGGCUUGCCUUAAAUGCACGACUCCGCAUCCUUAAAACCCUAAUCUCUAACAACAAACACACUCCAUUAAAUACUAAACUCUUAAUUUACAAAUCCCUGUUCAAGCCGAUGUGGACCUAUGGUCUUCAACUCUGGGGCAAUGCCAAAAUAUCCAACACUAAUAAAAUUCAAACUUUCCAAAAUAAAUUCCUUCGCUUAAUUACUAAUUCUCCCCCUUACAUCUCAAAUCUAACUUUACACACCGAUCUAAAAAUGAAAUCAAUAGUAGCAGUAGCCUUUUACAAACGAUUCCACUCUAAACUCCCUUCUCAUUCCAACCCUCUCAUUUUGAACCUUGCCACUCUCACUAUUCCUGGGAAUCCUCCCAGAAGGCUCAAAAGGAAAUGGUGUCGAGACCUUCUCACUGUUUGA
Molecule: messenger RNA, 1729 nt
Organism: Cinara cedri
Lineage: Eukaryota; Metazoa; Arthropoda; Insecta; Hemiptera; Aphididae
Source: the annotation of a GenBank genome assembly